UUCAUGGCGGACCUGUGCUAAUGUACACUUGCCUUGGAGUAUGUUGUGGAAUCAUGCGGUCCGAGCGAUGAAGUGAGGCCUUCCAGCGGGGCGGUAUGUUCAUGCUGUGAUGUACAAUGUGUACAUGUGCGACCAUUCUCUGCUGAUCUGGGGCUUAUUCGGAACCUUGUCUUUGGCGCUUCCGUUUGACAUGCUCAGUCAUUCCUCAGAUGAACAAUCCUUGAUCCCCAUCCAGGAUGGAGGAUGUCAUCAAUUGGUGCCUUCCAGCCCCUUGAUCUGCGAAUUCUGCAUCAAAUUUUCUACCACGGGUCGUAAAUGCAUCCUACACUGCUGUGGUAUUUCACGUCGCGCACAACCGCCUCUAUGUUGUCGCAGUCCAGCGCAGAUAAAUGGGCAGGCGCUUUGACUAGCACGGUCAGCAGUUCUGUCUGUAGCUGCUCGUACGACAAUGCUGGCGACCUUUAACGUCGUACAAAGCCGUGCCUUGACCGAUUCCUCGCGCGA
Laetiporus sulphureus 93-53 is the source of this 504-nucleotide messenger RNA. RefSeq lists its product as uncharacterized. The record is from RefSeq and is a predicted model, not a curated record. The transcript has a single exon. Lineage: Eukaryota; Fungi; Basidiomycota; Agaricomycetes; Polyporales; Laetiporaceae. The coding region runs from base 110 to 406 and encodes 98 amino acids.